Molecule: messenger RNA, 1927 nt
Organism: Impatiens glandulifera
Lineage: Eukaryota; Viridiplantae; Streptophyta; Magnoliopsida; Ericales; Balsaminaceae
Product: scarecrow-like protein 15
Exons: 1
Coding region: 246-1796 (516 amino acids)
Biological process (GO): regulation of DNA-templated transcription
Cellular component (GO): nucleus
Molecular function (GO): sequence-specific DNA binding; DNA-binding transcription factor activity
Source: RefSeq, a predicted model, not a curated record
UCAUCUUCAUUACUCGUGUUGUGCAUGUCUGUCAAGUCAUGUCAUGUCUUCUCCCAAAAGAUAAGAAGAUCGCCCACGAUUGCAUGCUUUCUCCCCCACCCACACCCACAAAUUCAAACAUAAAAGCCCAUCAAUCAUAGCUCUGCCAAAACCCCCCCUCCCUUAUUCAAAAACCCAGAUCAGAUCAGAUUCAGAUACUCGCCGGUGAAGAAGAACAAGAAGAAGAAGAAUUGCAUGAAAGAGAAAUGAAAGUCCCGUUCAACUCAACCCAAAGUUAUCAGUCAUCAAACAACAAACCUAUCUUCUUCACGUGCAAUACCUCUCCACCGGCGGCUACUCUGCCUAGACCACCCACUUCUUUCAACAUCUACGAACCCAAAUCUGUUCUUGACCUACGCCGGAGUCCAAGCCCUCCAGACAUUUCAGCCUUCUCCGAUCUCCUUUCCUUUACCCUACCCGAGGAUUACGCUUCAAUUCAGCUGGACAACAUUCUUAACCAGUCCGACGACUGGGAGCCUUUGAUGAGAGACUUGGGUUUGGACGAUGAUGAUCUCAAUCUAAACCCAAAUCCCAAUUCAGAACUUCACUUUCCUGAAUUCUCACAUGCCCAAACCUCACACCCACUCAAUUUCGCACUCUCUGAUCAAGUUAUCAAUCCAAAUCUCAAUCUAUCAGACGAUAUUCAUGCUUACUGGGCUGGUGAAUUGAAUUUCCUAGAUGAUCUUAUUCGUGCGGCUGAAUGUUUGGAAUCAAAGGAGCAACAAUUGGCAAACGUGAUAUUGGAAAGGUUGAAUCAACAAUUGCCGUCUCCGGCAGGUAAGCCUCUUCAAAGGGCUGCCUUUUAUUUCAAAGAGGGUCUUCAAUCUUUGAUUUCUGGUUCGAACCGGCAGCCUAUUAGACCCGCGUCAUCAUCUGAAGUCGUGCAGGCUAUUCGAGCCUACAAGAAUUUCUCAAACAUAUCGCCGAUCGCCAUGUUCUCUAACUUUACCGCGAAUCAGGCCAUUCUUGAGGCUGUUGAUGGUUCGAUGAUCGUACAUGUUAUAGAUUUUGAUAUUGGAUUUGGCGGUCAGUGGGCAUCGUUUAUGAAGGAAAUCGCUGAUCGCUCUGAGAUGAGGAAAUCUAGAACGCCGGUGGUGAGAAUAACAGCUGUUGUUCCUGAAGAGUACGUUGCAGAGUCGAGAUUGAUCAUGGAUAAUCUAACCCACUUCGCUUCUGAUCUCAAAAUCAGAUUCGAGAUCGAUUUCGUUUCAACCCGAACGUUCGAUUUCUUAUCAUUCAAGUCAAUCAAGUUCAUCGAAGGAGAGAAAAUCGCUGUUUUCUUAUCCCCAGGGAUAAUCAGACGAAUCGGACCCGGUUUCCUCAACGAUCUCCGGCAGAUAUCACCGAGCGUGGUUGUGCACGUCGAUUGCGACGGCAUGGCGGACGGCGGCGAGGUUUCUUUACGUCGGAGUGUGAUCGACGGACUGGAAUUCUACUCAACGUUCAUAGAAUCGCUGGAUGCUGCAAACGUAAUCGGAGGCGGCGACGAUUGUGUUCGAAAGAUUGAAAAUUUCUUACUCCGGCCGAAGAUUAUUGCGACGGUGGAGGCGGCGGGGAGACGGGCGACGCAUUGGAGGGAGGCGUUUGCGGCGGCGAGAAUGCGGGCGGUGGCUCUGAGCCAGUUUGCUGACUUUCAGGCGGAGUUUUUGCUGGGGAAAGUACAGGUUAGGGGUUUCCACGUGGCAAAACGACAGGCUGAGAUGGUGCUGUGUUGGCAUGAUAGGCCCUUAAUUGCCACGUCAGUAUGGAGGUGCUAGUGCUAACAACAAUAAUUGUAUUUUUAUUAUAUUUUGUGGGAGGGAAAAAAUAUUAUAACAAUGUAAUUGGCUUAUGUUUUUUAUAUGUAUGUAAUUCUAAGAAUGUUUUUAUGGUGAUUAUUGUUGUCUAA